UUUCAGGACCAAGUCGACGGUGGAAAGUGAUCGUGUGAAGUGGGCACGAAUCUUUGAGCAGGGUGUACACUGCACUUCUUCGAGCAGGCCAAAAGCUUCUUCGGAUACAGCUGCAACUCUUCCAAAGAGGGGAAUGAGAGAAUACGAAAGUUAUCUCGUUGAUAUACGCUGUGCUUGUAUAGAUUGUAACAUCGAUCGACGCCGUGUAAAUGAGUUCACUCGUGAUGGUUCCUCGUUGUACGAUGUAAAGGAAGAUCGAGAAACGAGUGAAAGACUCGGAGUGCAAGGAAUAGGCGAAGGAUAUGUUCGAGCCAGUAGCGCGUUUGUGGCGGAGCCAAUGUCACGGCUUGAACGUUUGAGAUACAAAAUUAUUGAGGACAGUUUCUCCUGAAUGGCCGAGGAACGAUGAGCCAACGAUUUAUCGGUUGAGACACUGAAACGGAGUGUGAAUCUAUGUUGCCAAAAAUAAAAAACGACAGCGGAGAAACACACGAGAAUAAUACAAGUGCGAGGAUUCGUAAAAAUACCUUAACCAGGCUCUUUGUCCCUGAUGGAAAAGGCAGCUGUUUACUCUGAAAAAAGUAUUGGAAAAAUAAAUUUGUGUUCGAUCGAAGAUAUUUGCCGGUGCAAAAGAGGAUCAGACCUUAAUUCGAUAAACUAAUUACCUAAUAUGCUUCGCCCUCUCUCCUCGCCAAUUUUUUUUUAUCUCCGGUUAUCAAUUAAUUGGGCUAGACCGCGGAGGCACGAAGAAUCCACUGUGGAAGUGGCUCUUCAUUGCACCAAUUAAAAAGCUUCUCGGUCUCUGAAAGAGAUCACGUGGGAGGAUAAAGAUUCGGAAGCCACAGGUCAACAUGCUUGAUAAAUAGGGUUCGUAUUUACGUUGAAAAAAGUUUUUCAUACGACGAGCGAGGCCACUAAUGAAACGUGACUCCCCGCUCAUGCAUUAACAACGCCGAUUUCGAUCCGAAUACACUCGAGGAGCUUUCUAAUAAUUAUGAACGUAAAGUGAAACGAAACUUUUUAUUUCGGGCUUACCAGUUUAUUCCAAAUCCGGGAUCUCAUUUCGCUUGGAAUUAUUCGAUUUAGUGCGGUUAUGUGCAGAACAUUUUAACCGGACUAUCAGCGACAAUAUGCGUGGAUUCCUACUAUGUGUUCUUGGCUUCAUCACAUUUCAUGAUUGUCGAGCCAGCUGGGACGAGUGGUGGACGUACGAUGGCAUCUCAGGACCGUCCUUUUGGGGCUUGAUUAAUCCACAAUGGUCCCUGUGCACGAAGGGAAGACGGCAAAGUCCAAUCAACAUCGAGCCGGACAAACUCCUUUACGAUCCUCACUUAAGGCCGAUGAACAUCGACAAGCACCACAUAUCCGGUCAGCUACAAAACACUGGACAAUUUUUAAUCUUCAAAGUAGAUAAGGACUCGAAACCCGUCAACAUAACGGAUGGGCCUUUGGCCUAUCGCUACCAAUUCGAGGAGAUUUACAUACAUUAUGGUAUGAACAACACUCACGGAUCGGAACACCGUAUAAAUAAUUACGCCUUUCCAGCAGAGAUCCAGAUUUACGGUUUCAAUGCGCAACUUUAUCACAAUAUGAGCGAAGCGCAGCACAAAAGUCAGGGACUCGUUGCAAUUUCGGUUAUGGUACAGUUGGGGUAUACGCUGAAUUCUGAACUUCGAGCGAUAACGAGUGUCUUUAACAACGUACAGUACAGGAGUGACACUGCUUCGGUACGAAAUUUAUCAUUGAAGCAUCUACUGCCUAAAACGGACGGAUACAUGACCUACGAAGGUAGCACGACUCAUCCAGGAUGCUGGGAAACAGCAAUAUGGCUGAUACUUAAUAAACCAAUUUAUAUAACAGCACAGGAGCUCUACGUUCUGAGACGACUGAUGCAAGGUCCGCCUAGCACGCCGAAAGCUCCGCUAGGGAACAACGCAAGGCCACUGCAGGGUCUCCAUCACAGGACAGUGAGGACGAACCUCGAUUUUCGAAAGCAGGAAAAUGCGAAAUGCCCAUCGAUGAAGCAGAACGCACAUUACAGAGCGAACACGUGGCCAGAGGAUGACUCGAGGUCGCACCACGUAGUCUGAAGGGAGAAACAUCGUCAAGGCAUUGUUUCAAUUAUGUAUAAUAAUAUGCCAGGGCGCACGUGCGCACGUGCGUGGGUGCGAGGCGCUGCGUGUGUGCGUAUGUGCGCGCGGGUGUGUGUAAAUAUUUGCGCCAAAUUCGUCAGUAACGUAUUCAGCCCCGAACCUAAGCCGCGUCUAACGUCCGCCAGCUCGAAUUUAUUAGACAGUAUUUCUUUUCGUCGCUCGUCAUUUCCUCCAUUUUUAUUUCCUCUGUUCCGUAUCUCUCAAUUCGUUUUAUUAAAAAUGCGAUUUCAGCUUGGAAUUAAAAUUCCGACGGAAUUAGUACCCUCUCCGAGGGAAUUGCUUGCUUUCGUGAACUUACGUCGAAGCAGACUAAUGAAACUUUUAUUUCUCAUCGAACCAAAGGAACAAUGAUUGGGCGUAUUGUUAAGGAAACACUAAGAAACGUCCCCCUCCGAUUUCGCUGAGGUUUCAACGCGCUGUGGCUCUCUUGUAAGCGCUUAAUAUGUGAACCCUCUGCAAAUAGUUUAAUAAAGAUUCAGAGGACGCGAAGCCUCUGAUCGAGGGGCUUUCGCGCAGGGUGACUGAAAACAGCGAGAACGUUCUUCACCUGCAUCCGCGCGUUCACUCGCUCCGCGGGCUUCCCCUCCACUUUUGAUUAUAUUCGUCUAAAACGUCUUACCGAGGGCAUACGAUCUUAGCGAGAUGGUUCUACUAAUAAUUUCGAAAAAUCUCCUCGCUGAGGUGUCCGGGGCGGGAACGGAGGUCCGGGGACCCUGGAAGCAAGCCUUGACGGAGAUGGAAGGCUCGACGUCCCUGGCCUGUCCGAUCAGACGAUUGAAACGUGAAAGGGAGUGCAAGCAAUAAUGUACAAAAAUAACAACGACGACAAUAUGCCUGAUGUGAAGAUUUUUCGAAAUUUUUCCUGGUUCCAUAGCACCCGUUGGACCUUUUUUUUCCUAUUGAAUCUUCAGCACGUUGAGACCACGAUGUAAUCAUAUAUAGAUAUAUAUUUAUAUAUUAAAUGAUUGGUCAAAAAGCCCCGGAUGACGUUUUAGUGUGUAAUCGAGAGUGCGGAGAGGAUGCCCAAAGGGCGAUGAUUCUUUCGGUUUAUUUCGGUCGUAACUGCCUACCUUAACGGCCCGUAAAGUUCCUCAGCAAUGUAGGACUCCUUAAAACGCUUAACGUCAUUCCUCAAGGGCAUGUAAACAAAUGUGUCUCUUAUUAGCUCGAGACUAUAGCAGCAUGUUCGAAGCUCAUCGGGAUUGGAGUGGGAAGUGACUCGAGGUAAGACCUCGUGAGGAAGGAUUUGAAAUGCUACGACACGAGAACACACACAGGGACACGCGCACCGCGGACGACUUAUUGAGAAGGCUUGAUGAUUUCGUAACAACGUGAGAGCAGAACCAACUCGACUUUGACAAUAGUUGACUGCACCAAAAAGUCUAAGAUAUUUUAUUCUCGGGACAGGAAAAACUCAAAGUUACCUUCCAUUAAGCGCAGAUGUGCUUUCUUUUAGUUUUGAUCUUCCAAACAGAAGUCUGCAGCGGACGAUUCUUUUAUCCGUACAAAAAUCGUUCGCAUGGAGCUGCGAUGGCAAUUGUUGAGAGGCGAGAGCGACGGUGAGAGCGACCGGGGAAUGUGGUAUACUUCGAAAAUUGGGAAAAUCUUUUUUUCUCUCUCUCUUGACAUUUUUUAUAUUAGCCGGCAAGGGAAAAAAGGGAUUUUUUUCGAAAUUUCGACACGGCGUCGAGAUUCCAUCGGUUCGCGGUGCCGAUGAGAAGCCAGCCAGCGUGGGGAAAGCCAAUAGAAAAAAAAGUAUUCGAAAAAACAGCAAGCCACCGGGAGCCCUCGCUCAUCGUAAAAUUGACUUUCGAUCAAGGCUCUGAGCGUAGCUCUUGUCAGCCCCGCAACUCCAAGCGAGGGAGAGUUAGCAAGAAAAAAAGCACCGUCUGCAACGGACUUCGUUCCAGCAAUCAUCCUUAGAAAGAAUAAAAAUGUAUUUUUUAUAUGGAUAGUAUGCAAGAGAUUUUCUAAUCCGCAUUUUCAUUCGUAUUUUUUCCUUUAAAUCUUGAUGAUUUUCAAGGGACUUCAGAUAAUCAAACUGAAAGUCGUACGGUAGUAUCUUUUUACACUUUUUCAUGAAUUCAUUGAGAAAUAAAGUAAAAAAUAAUAAGAAAGAAAAAAUAUAUAAAAAAAAAAAAAAUAACGAAGCCGGGGGGCUUGCCUACUAAAGAAGUGAAUUAAUUUUUUAUCAACCUACACAGUAUAUUUGUCAAUUAAUUGAAACUUUGUCAUUUGGGCAAUAUCUUUAUUUCGCCUCAAAUAAUUAAGAAAAAUCCAUUGCAAAAUGUCUGUUGACUGUUGAUAAAUAAAAAUAAAAAAGAAAAAAAAAAAAAAAAGCCGAUUCGAAAACUGUAAUUGUAGAAAAAUUCAUUCGAAAUCUUGACGAGAAUCUAAAUUAUAUAUCGAAUGAUAUUCCAGUGAAUUAAAGUUAGAGAGAUAUGUCAGGGAUAGAUUAAAACUAGUGAAAAUAGUAAAUACAUUUAAUAGUGUUCUCGUGUGUGCCGUUAGGUCGAGAGUACCGAAGCGCUGCAUUGCAACUUCGAGAUAUCCGAUUCGAUAGUUUUAUCCGCUGCAUGGAUAGACGUCGACUAUGGUGCAAAGAAAAUUCGAAGAGUAAACGAAACUCGAUAUGAGCAUAUGAGCGUUGCUUCCCACCAGUGUGUUAAUGUUGCCAGGCAACAAUACAAAUCCAGAAGAACCAAAACAAAGGGAUGUUGAUAGAAAAAUUUUAAGAAAUAGAUAACCAACAGGGCUUUUGCUGUUUCAAUUACAUGACAAAUUUGUGCAUAUAUACAGCAAAAAAUAAUAAUCAACAAGAGACACUGUUAACAAUUUAAUUAUAGACGAGACAAGACUUUGAACAUUUUUUUCAUAAUCAAAAGAGACGGGUUGACUCAUCGAGUCAGUACGAUUCGUAAAUCACUUCUACUGCAACCACUACGACUCACGUAAAUACAGUUACCACUGAAAACUGUUAAUACGACUACUGCGACGAUAUAACUACACGGAGAAAACGGAUUCGCUUUUUAUAGUGAAAAAUACAUUAUUUUUCAAGAAUUUUCAAAGUCUUUGGACACCGAUUACAAAGAGCACAGUACUUUUUGAAUUCUCCUAUUUUUCGUCUCUUGAAUUCUAAACAGCUUUAUGCGGAUAGCAAAAAGUGAUGCACGUGAGAAAAUUCGUUUUGUUUUCGAGUGUCAAUCAUCGUGUCAGACCAGCACUUACUGAUGAGUGAAAAUUUAUUGUAAAUCACAAAUUUUUACAGUCAGCAUAGUAAAUUCUGUGAUAAACAGGCGAAUAUGCACCGAAUACCUGUGACAUAUUGCCAUAAAUACAGUUUUUUUUCAGACUUGCCUGAGCAUACUUUACAAUGAAACAUUUGAAGUGACUAAAAACAUUUUUUACUAUGCUUAUAGAGAAAAAGACUCUCGAGCCUUUCGAAUAAAAGGUAUGAGUAUUGGUCUUUUUAUUGCGGUGGAUAGAAAAAUUAUUAUAAUUGCUCGUCGAAUUAAUGCUGCAAUCCAGUACAUACUGUCCCCGAAAUACAAUAUUCCUAGUACUGUCCUCUAGAAUUUUCGGCCUCGUUUUCUCCGUGUAUUUUUAUGACUACUUCAACUAUUACUGCUACAACUGUAUUAUUUCUACUCUACUGCUACUCCGACUAUUGUUUUUACUAAAACAACUAUUUCUAUGACUAUUACUACGAGUACAACUACUACAGGUAUGAUUUCUACUCUACUACUCCUACUAUUGCUACUACAACUACAACUACUACUAUCACCACUACUAAUACUACGCUACCUACUAAGUACGAUGACAAAGUUGGGGAGGACACUUCAUAAUAACCAACAGUGCAAUAUAAAUGUAUAACUGUGAGGAGAAUCGUAGUUUAUAAAAAAAAUAAAAUAAAAAUAAAAAUUGUUGAAGUAAUUCAUUGCAACGCUUUUGUAUGCCAUUAAAACGAUAGAGCGAGGAAAUAAUGAUUAAUUACAGUUAACCAAGAAAACAAAUGAAAUAAUACUUAUACGAAGAUGAUAGUAAAGGAAUAUAUGAGCAUGCAGAUCAUACGCGAUAAUGAAUAUGAAAAAGCCAUGGUGCAUAGAAGGGUUGUAUAGAAAUAUACGUGAUAUAUAUUACUAUAAACCAAAAAUUUAAACAAUUAAAAAAUGUACGACUGUGGUUAACAAAUGGAGUUAAUAAUAAAGGGUGCGUUGAAUUAUAAA
Venturia canescens is the source of this 6379-nucleotide messenger RNA. It is a transcript of the gene CARPA, whose product is annotated as Carbonic anhydrase-related protein A. Bases 1131 to 2090 code for a protein of 319 amino acids. NCBI's taxonomy places the organism in Eukaryota, Metazoa, Arthropoda, Insecta, Hymenoptera, Ichneumonidae. The record is from RefSeq and is a predicted model, not a curated record. The transcript has 10 exons. Gene Ontology annotation, molecular function: zinc ion binding; carbonate dehydratase activity.